AUGACACAAACUGAAAAAAACCACUGCAUAGUACCAGAAGCAAAGGGAGCAAGUGAAGUGCUUAGUAUAUUACAGAAAGGGGAACUAUUACAUUUAAAGCCAACUGUUAGAAUACUUCACCAAAAUGUUCAAUACAUAAACAAUAAAACAGAGGAACUAGAGGUAAUAUUACAGGAGUAUAUGCCAAACAUUCUAGUAGUUACAGAACAUGGGCUAAAAGAAAAUCACAUAGGAAUGUACAACUUGAAGAAUUAUGUGAAAGUAGCCAGUUUUUGCAGAACUUCCUAUAAAGGUGGUGGGGUUGCCAUUUUUUCUAACUACAAAUCAACUAAAGCCAUAAAUAUAACAAAAUAUGCAAUAGAAUUGAGCUUUGAAGCUACAGCACUGGAAACUAAAAUUGCUGGGAAUUUAUGUUGUGUAUUAGGUUUGUAUCGAUCACCAAAUGGUAUAAUUAAAACCUUCUUUGAACAGCUGGAAGAUAUAAUCCAACACCUCUCAAAAACAUAUGCUUAUUUGAUCAUUAUAGGAGAUCUGAACAUAGACAUGAGUAAAAAUACAGACAAUACUAAGACCCUACUGGACUUAUUGUGCAUAUACAAUCUAAAAAUAAAAAUAGAUAAACCAACCAGAGUAACAAAGCAUAGUGGAACUAUUAUUGAUCAUGUAAUAACAAAUAUUCCUACAUGCUAUUGUGACACACAGGUAAUAAACUCCACAUUAGCAGACCAUUUUGCAAUCAUGAUAGACAUAAAUAUAAAGACUAGUGAUUCAGUGCAGAAGAUAUGGGAGAUGAGAAGACAGAACUACCCACAUAACAUAAAUCUGCUAAAAAAGAUGUUAGAGGCAGAAAACUGGGAAACAAUAUAUGCAGCUAAAGAUGCAAACACCAAAUGGAACCAGUUUUAUUCUUUAUUCAAUUAUUAUUAUGAUGUUACAUGUCCUGUUAGUAAAAGGCUUGUCAAACAGCAACAAAAAAAGAAAAGCUGGGUGACUGGAGAAGUAAUCCAUGCCACAAAUAAUCUGAGAGUGUAUUAUGACCUCUCCAAACAAAAAAAUAAUGAGGCCUACAACACACUGUAUAAAAUAAAAAAGAAAGAGUACUGUAGUUUUAUCAGAAAAACUAAAGCAUCAUUCAUCAGGAUGUCUAUAGAUAAGGGAAAGAACUACUCAAAAGGUUUAUGGUCGUUCAUUAAUGGAGAGAGAGGAAAAGUAACAAAUCGGGCAGAGGACAUUUGUCCACUGAUGAGUGGGAAAAGCAACGCAAACCCUCUAGAAGUAGCCAAUACUUUUAACAGAUAUUAUAUUACUGUAGCAGACGAAUUAAUAAGUCAAAAUAAAACAAAUGCAGUAAGUAAAUUGUUAAACCCCCCACAUACAAAUCAUACUAUGGUUUUCAUACCUACAACAGAUGCAGAAGUGUCAAACCUAAUAAAACAACUUAAAAUUAAACAUUCUUCUUGCUUGGAUGGUGUCACAUCACAUCUCAUAAAUGAAUGCAGAGAAUGUAUAUUAAAACCAUUGACACACUUGCUGAAUGCUGCGAUAGAAGAAGGUAUAUUUCCAGAUUCACUGAAAGUAAGUAAAGUGAAGCCAAUAUUUAAGAAAGGGAACAGGGAUGAAUUAGGAAAUUACAGGCCAAUAUCAUUGAUCUCAACAUUUGCUAAAAUCUAUGAAAUUAUAAUAAAGAAUAGAAUUGUAAGGGCCAUUGAUAUCCCUCAAAGUUUCCAGGGGUCAGCAACAGCAUUUCAUGAUGACAUAGCAGUACUGACAGUGGACUUCCCAUUUCAGCUUACAGAAAUGAUUAGUCCUGUGUGUGUGGACUGGGAUGAUGUUUACUAUGUUGGACCAGGUGAUAAAGGACAUGUUGCAGGCUGGGGUGUGACAGAAACAGGAGAACCAAGUGAAGAACUGCUUUAUGCAGAAUUUCAUGUAACUGAGUCUAAUGAAUGUUUCAAGACAAUUAAACCAAACAUCCAUAUCUUCUUUGGAAGUGAUAAGAUCUGUGCUGGAUACAGUAAUGGGACAACUGCAUGUAGUGGAGACACUGGUGGAGGGCUCACCUUCGUACAUGAACUCAAUCCCUUAUCGCCUUCAAGCAAGCUUUAUUUUGUGCAGGGAAUUGUUAGUAUGAUUGGAGGUCACAGUCGACCUGGUGCUUGUAACCUAGAAGACUAUGUUGCAUUUACAAAAGUAUCAGAAUUUAGAAGUUUUCUUAACAAAUACAGAGAGUAAUAAACUAUUAGAUAUUCAGUUUUAUUUGUAAAGACUAUUUUUUCUUUAUGCUGUUAAGGGAAUUGUCAAAA
Schistocerca piceifrons (Central American locust) is the source of this 2303-nucleotide messenger RNA. RefSeq lists its product as uncharacterized. Gene Ontology annotation, biological process: proteolysis. The record is from RefSeq and is a predicted model, not a curated record. Lineage: Eukaryota; Metazoa; Arthropoda; Insecta; Orthoptera; Acrididae. The transcript has 4 exons. Bases 1 to 2232 code for a protein of 743 amino acids. Gene Ontology annotation, molecular function: serine-type endopeptidase activity.